Pecten maximus is the source of this 2872-nucleotide messenger RNA. Its product is annotated as cytochrome P450 72A14-like. The record is from RefSeq and is a predicted model, not a curated record. Gene Ontology annotation, molecular function: monooxygenase activity; iron ion binding; oxidoreductase activity, acting on paired donors, with incorporation or reduction of molecular oxygen. Lineage: Eukaryota; Metazoa; Mollusca; Bivalvia; Pectinida; Pectinidae.
GUUUUGACAGGUAAACAAAACGUGUGUGUGACCUCGAUCAUUGAUCUGGGAUGUAGAAGUUGGAUGUUCUUUAGCUGGACACAACUUGAAGAUACUGGGGUUUAUGGUACAAAUUAACCAUACCCAAGGUACAAUAUAGUGUAGCUUAAGGAACCCAAGUAUACACUUCAUCAGAUAUGGCAUAUUUUUCUGUUUCCUGGAGGGACGUGGUACUGUAUGUCGGCCUUGCUGUCUUCUCCUGGUAUAUGUACAAAAUCCUCAUCAAGCCCCUCCUGUCUCCUCUCAGGAAGAUACCUGGAACUCCCUAUGUACCAUUUUUUGGUAACAUGCUGGAGGCUCGCAAAUAUGAGGCCAUGACCAACUGUAUAAGGUGGAUGAAAAAGCUGGACUCCAAGAUUAUUCGAUUUUAUUUCUUCGGAGGACAGGAGAGAGUUUUGGUGGCAGAUCCUGAGAUUUUCCAGCAUAUCCUCAUCACCAACAGUAAAUACUAUGACAGAGUUGGAGACUUGUCUAGUGGACCACUUGCAGACUUGCUGCGAAGGCCCCUGUUUGUGUUGAGUGGAGAACAUCAUCAUAUUGUGAGGAAGAUUUGUAACCCUGGCUUUUCUCUCAAGCUCAUACAAGGAAUGGUGCCAAUAUUCCAGGAGAGAGCUGAUGCCUUGAUUCAGCUUUGGACACAAGGAAUGCAGACCCAGGAUGGAAAAACAUUUGGGGAUAUAAAUGUACAAGCAGACCUAGCCAAGCUUACGAGUGAUGUAAUCUGUAAGUGUGGAUUUGGCUAUGACAUGUACACCAUUGAGAAUCCAGACACACCACUUGUACAACCUCUAAGGAGACUGGGUCCUAGUGCCUCUUUAAGGUUUUUAGACCUUUUGCCAUUUGCCAAAUGGUAUCCUACCAAGAGAAACAGACAGGUCUGGAUGGAUUCAAAGAUUAUUGAAGAACUUGCAGAUAAGGUGUUACAACAAAAGAAGCAGAUGAUUGGGGACAAACAAUCGUGGAAAAGACCUUUGACCUCGUUAUUGAAUGCACGGGACCAGGAGGGCGGAGCUAUGUCUAACAAGGACUUAUUUGGAGAGGUGAUUGGGUUCCUGUUUGCUGGGUUUGAGACUACCAGUAUUGGUAUGACAUGGACCCUCUUACAACUGGCACAGUUCCCAGACAUCCAGGCCAAGGUCAGGGAAGAGGUCAAUCAAGUACUGAAGGAACACAAUGGUGUCAUCAACAAUGAAACUCUGGAUAAGCUCAAAUACCUCACAUGUGUCAUCAAGGAAACUCUCAGGAUGUUACCACCCAUCGUCACAAUGUUUCGUAAAGCAAAGAGAGAUGACACUUUAAAAGGAUACCACAUUCCUGCUGGUACGAUAGUGGGACUUCAUGUAGGAGCUCUUCAUCGUUUAAACUGGGAGGAUCCAGACUCGUUUAAGCCUGAACGCUUUAUGGAACAUAUUGACAAUGAAUCCAGGAAAUUUUUGCCAUUUGCUGUUGGACCAUAUAUGUGCAUUGGUUACAAAUUUGCCUUGUUGGAGAUGAAGACAGUCCUGGCCCGCCUUAUUCAGGAGUUUGACUUCAAAAUGUCUCCUGGUUACUCAUAUAAACGCCAGCAGGCUUUAGUCCUACGUCCAUCUCCUCCGGCAAGACUUCUAGCGACAAAGAUCUUGGGCCAAGCAUCUGAGUGACAAAGUUUGUUGGCAUCUCCACUAGGCCUACAUGACUUAUAUAAUCUAUAUCUGUAUUAUUUCAAAAUUGAAUUAUCUUAAUUUUUGGCUGAUAUUCUGUAACCAGAUCUAAUUCAGUUGCAGUUUCACAGAAUAUGGGCCAGAGAGUGAGAUAACUGAUCUUUAACACAUAUAGGUAACAGAUUAUUUCUACCACAAUAGGUGGGUGUUAUUCAAGUCCCAUUACAAGGCAUGAAAUAAUCAUUAUAACUGUUGAAAAAGAUUCAGUUUAUACCACAUGUAAAAUAAACUCUAAAUGUGAUUUGAUUGGUUGAUACAGUGACCUUUGGCUGAGACUAUUUAUUUAGAGGUCCCGGAAAUGAUAGCACACGUACAAGAAGAAAUUCAGUUAUUUUUGUCAAAUUUUUAAAAUAUAGAGAUAAUUUAUCAAUUUAUUGCUUUGAAAAGAAUAAACUUACAUUUAUUUUGUUAUGAUUUGUAAUAGAUCAUAAUUGUCCAUGUAUUUCCGAAAUUAUCAGUUUUGCAUAUUAAUUAGUAGCAUUUCACUUUAGGUCAUAUCCUUACGACCUACCUGGUAUUGUAGAAGAAUACAGAACAGACAAGGUCAAUUCAUCCUCAGAAUAUCUUUUCUAUUGUGGUAGAAACAGGUCACACAAACUCGUCGUUGUUGUAUAUGGUAGUCUUUAAUUUAUGAAUUAAUUACCUUCCUUUUGGGCUGAUGUAUCAUGAAAGGCAUUAGAAAGGCAUCAAAAAGACAACAGGAUAUGCCGUCAUUUUGUAAUAUCACGACGUGAUACACAAAUACAACUACUGUAUGUGACUAAUGACAGAUAAAGGGAACCAACAUGCCAUGUUUUGUGAUUGAAAAAUAGUUAUUUGUUAUGUAAUAAAUACAAGUAAAUUUAGUGUAACCAUAGUGAGCAGACGGCUGUUUAAAUCAUCAACAACUACAAAGAUUUUGAUGUAAGUGCUUUAUUUUUCCGUUUGCUUUGAGGUGCUUUGUAAAAGUUAUAUGGCCAGGUUCUCAAGGGCAAAUUUUUGAAGUGAUUUUUUGGCAAUUUUAUAAAACCAGUGUUUCUUUCAUUGACUAUACAUGUUUCUACCACAAUACGCCGUGUUAUUCAACUCUCAGACCAUCAUUUAAUCAUCACAGCUGUUGAUUAACAAUCUGUUUAUACCACACGUGGUAUAAA